Molecule: messenger RNA, 1480 nt
Organism: Linum tenue
Lineage: Eukaryota; Viridiplantae; Streptophyta; Magnoliopsida; Malpighiales; Linaceae
Source: the annotation of a GenBank genome assembly
UGGUAAUUUGGAUUAGGGUUAAAUAUGUAUUUUCAGUCUAAUAGCCCUUGGUCGCUGGCACACAUACCAAUGCUAUCUCCGCCUACUCCCUAGCACAUUGACCUCCCACUUCCGCAUCAGCAGCUUUCGUUGUUGUGGACUUCGCCACUUUCCAUUGAGCAGCAGAGGGCAGAGAGGGAGCGCCGUAGACUUCCAACAACAGUUUUCAGAACUCCGAGGCCAAAAUCUUGGAUUGAAUCAGGGCAGGCAGCGCUUCUCUACUUCUUUUCUUGUUGGUGAGCGAGCGAGCAAGAGAAACGAUCAGGAAGGGACUGCUGCAGAUAGAACGCAGAGCGGCAUUACCGAGCGGGAACUUCGAGGUUGAGAGGCCAGGAGUUGUGUGUGGAGGUCCUUGAUAUUCAUAAUGGAAGAAACAGGAAAUCCACAUCCUUAUGUGCCCACAGAUCUGCUACUCCCCGAUUAUGUGCCUCCAUUUCUCUCUCAAUCCGCCAUCCUCUGCAUUUACGGGGUUGCCUCUCUUGUUGUCCUUUCAACUGUUUGGGUCUCUUCUGGCUUCUCCCGGAAAAUAGCUAAACUUGACAGGCUUCUUCUUUGCUGGUGGGCUUUCACUGGUCUCACACACUUGAUUCUCGAAGGAUAUUUUGCUUUUGCACCGGAAUUUUACAAGGACAAAUCUGGGUUCUUCCUUGCUGAAGUUUGGAAAGAAUACAGCAAAGGUGAUUCAAGAUAUGCAGCAAGAGAUUCUGGAGUAGUUUCUGUUGAAGGAUUGACAGCAGUCUUCGAGGGGCCCGCCUGCCUUUUAGCUUUAUAUGCUAUUGCUACAAGAAAGUCAUACAGCUACAUUCUUCAGUUUGCUAUCUCCCUGGGACAGCUCUAUGGAACUGCCGUGUAUUUCAUUACUGCAUAUCUAGAGGGCGAUAACUUUGCUGCCAGUCCGCAUUAUUACUAUGCCUACUACAUUGGUGCCAAUGCAUCUUGGGUUGUCAUACCCUCGUUGAUAGCCUUGCGCUGUUGGAGGAAGAUUUGUGUGGCCGUGAACGUUGCAGACCAGAAAAAGACCAAAACAAAAUCCCGCUAAGUUAGCAGCUGACAAGAAUGCCCGACUCCCUUUGCAUCGUUGAUGAUAUCUCGCUUCUCGCUACUUCUUGUUUGGUGGUUUGGUUUCUGCAACUGGAAGCGUUGGAAGCAUUAUUAAUCAGGAGAGAUUGAAAACUUUGGAUCAUUCUUUUCGAAUGUGUUCCUAAUGAAAUUAUGUAUUGUCUGGAUCGAUUGGAACAUGUGCUGUGUCUCGGCAGAGUGCUUUCUACUGUGAACCUUUGAAUUUUCGAUUUCAUGUUCGUGUUUGUUCUUCUCUCACAACAAUAUCCACCAACUGUUUCAGUCAAGGCAUGGACUGCGCCAGAGAGUAGGGGCGAAAGCCCCAGCCUUUGUUACUUGUCUAGCUGCUCUUGGAUAGAAUAAAUUUCAUUGCAGGGUUGAG